Molecule: messenger RNA, 2429 nt
Organism: Musa acuminata AAA Group (dessert banana)
Lineage: Eukaryota; Viridiplantae; Streptophyta; Magnoliopsida; Zingiberales; Musaceae
Product: cellulose synthase-like protein G3
Exons: 6
Coding region: 61-2181 (706 amino acids)
Biological process (GO): plant-type primary cell wall biogenesis; cellulose biosynthetic process
Cellular component (GO): trans-Golgi network; plasma membrane
Molecular function (GO): cellulose synthase (UDP-forming) activity
Source: RefSeq, a predicted model, not a curated record
UACUGCCGCCUUGAGAACACGCGCAGUUCGGACCGAUCCUUUCGUGAACGGGGAGAGAAGAUGACGGCGUUCCACGCUCUUCGAGUGAGCCGCCACGUCCUCCUCAACCGCGCCCAUAUGCUACUCUACUCCCUCGCCAUCCUCGCUCUCCUCCGCCACCGCGUUUCCUGCCUUCUCUCCUCUUCCCGCUUCAUCCCCCUCCUCCUCGCCGAGCUGGUCCUCGCGCUCAUGUGGGUCAGCUCCCAAGCCACCCGGUGGCGCCCCGUGCGUCGCCACGAGUUCCCCGACCGGCUGCUCCGGGAGGUCGACCCCGCGGCCUUCCCCGCGCUCGACGUAUUCAUCUGCACCGCCGACCCGCACCGGGAGCCGCCCAUCAGCGUCGUCAACACCGCCCUCUCCGCCAUGGCCUUCGACUACCCCCCCGACCGGCUCUCCAUCUACGUGUCCGACGACGGCGGCUCCGCUGUCACGCUCUUCGCCCUCAUGGAAGCCUCCAGGUUUGCCAGAUACUGGUUGCCCUUCUGCAAGGAGAACGGCCUGCUCGACAGAUCGCCGGAGGCUUACUUCCGAUCCAACAUCGGUGGAGACUCAGACAAAAUGAAGGUAAUGUACGAGAGCACGAAGGAGAAGGUAGAGAGGGCAAUGGAGAGAGGUUACGUGGGCAAUGAUGUAGUCUUUGGUGCAGAAGAACGAGAGCUCUUCGAGAAGUGGAAGGAGUUCACUCGCCAUGACCACCCGUCCGUGAUCCAGGUUCUACUCCAAAGCAGCAAAGAUUCGGAUAUCAUGGGAACCGCGUUGCCCAAUCUGAUCUACGUCUCCAGAGAGAAACGCCCGUCGUCUCAUCAUCACUUCAAAGCUGGGGCUCUGAAUGUCCUGACGCGCGUGUCGAGCGCCAUGAGCAACGCCCCGGUUAUCCUGACCUUGGACUGCGACAUGUACUGCAACAACCCUCGUGCUCCUCUCCACGCGCUCUGCUACUUUCUGGACCCUGUCGUCUCCGCCGACCUCGCCUACGUCCAGUUCCCCCAGUGCUUCCAUGGAAUCAACGAGAACGACAUCUACGCAAGCGAGAUCAAGCGUUUGUUUAAGAUUAAUUCCAGGGGAAUGGAUGGACUCCGGGGACCCAACUACGUCGGCACCGGCUGCUUCUUCUCGCGACGCUCUUUGCAUAGCACCGGCUUGCCGGCUCACCGUGGCUCGUCGGCUUCGGAGUCCGCACUGCAGAAAGCCGUGGAAGCGGCUGCCUGCUCCUUCGAACUCGGCACCAAAUGGGGAUCCUCGAUUGGUUUCCGAUACGGGUCGCUCGUGGAGGACUUCCACACGGGUUAUCGGCUCCACUGCGAGGGAUGGAAGUCCGUGUUCUGCGACCCGGCGAGGCCGGCGUUCCUCGGCGACGGGCCGAAGAAUCUAAAUGAUGUCCUUAGCCAGUGCAAGAGAUGGUGCGUGGGGCUCUACGAAGUGGCCUUCUCGAGGUUUAACCCCCUCACCUUCGGCAUCACCAAGGCUUCGUUCUCGAUGGGCUUAAUCUAUGCGCACUAUGCAUGCUGGGGCACUUGGUGCGUCCCCAUCACAGUAUACGGCCUUCUUCCACCGCUAGCUCUCAUGUAUCGGACGCCCUUCUUCCCCAAGGUCUCCGAUCCAUGGUUCUUCGUGUACGCCUACCUCUUCACCGCAGCCUAUGGCCAAGACCUCGUCGAGUUCCUCGCAGAUGGUGCGACCAUCCGGAGGUGGUGGAGUGACCAGCGGAUGUGGAUGACCAGAGGCGUCACAUCUUUUCUCUUCGGAACCAUCCAGUUCGGACUCAACCACAUCGGCAUAUCUGCGCCGGGUUUCAACGUGACGAGCAAAGUGGCGGAGGAGGAGCAGAACGAGCGGUACGAGAGAGGGGUCCUCGACCUGGGAGUGCAGUCGCCGUUCUUCGUGGCACUCGGAACCGUGGCCGCCGUCAACCUGAGCUCCUUGGUGGUAGGGAUCGCGAGGGCUGCGACGACGGAGGGGUUCCUCGACGAGCAGUUCGCGCAGCUGUUCCUGUCGGGCUUCGUCGCCGCCAACUGCUGGCCUAUCUACGAGGCCAUGUUUCUGAGAAGCGAUGGUGGAAGGAUGCCGAGGAGCGUCACCGUCAUCUCCUUGACGGUAGCAGGUCUUCUUCUCUACAUGGGGUAUCUCGUCUUCCACGUAUGAGAGACUUGUCAUCACACUGGAGUCAGGUUAAUGUCUACGUAAUGUAUUUUCGAUCUGAGUCAGUCAUUGCCGGGUAGCUGUUGCAUGGUACUAUGAUUAGAAAAGUCUUUGAUGUACUUUAAUUGAAUGCACCCAUUGUGUAUUAUGGUGCAUAGACCAGAAAUAAUUAGAUUAAAGAAAAAAAUCUUUUAAGGAUAGAAACUAUAAUCAUAAUAAUAUUGAAAUAAUAUUGUUAAGGAGUUGAUUGA